UCUCUCCUUAACACUUUUGAUGAUGUACUUUUGUUGUAUGAUUCAAUAAGCAAUUUAAAAUUUAAUUUAAAAAUCUACUUUGUGAAAAUAAUUAAGAACUGAAAAUUUAGUGAAGUGAACAACUAAAAGACUUAACCUAUUUCGGACUAUGUGUAACCUCAUCUAAAUUUGGGAGAGGAAUAGCUCAAGGUUUUCUUAUUUUUCCUCUCCCUAUCAUUUUUGAUGAUGUAUUUAUUGUAUGAAUCAAUAAAUAAUAAAAUACUCCCUAUUCAUCAAUGUACCCCUUUCGGAAUGCUACCAGUCCUAGAAGUGGAUGGCAAAGCCGUGUGUCAAUCGAACGCCGUGGCUCGAUUCCUGGCCCGGCAAUACAAUCUGGCAGGCAAGGAUGAGUGGGAAGCUCUACAGUGUGACUCCCUGGUCGACACCCUGGGUGACUUGAAACAAGUUCUGUGGUACUACCGGUCAGAGCAAGAUCCAAUCAAAAAAGAGGAACGGAGAGCCACCUUACUCAAAGAGACCAUUCCAUUCUAUUUGAGAAAAUUUGAAAAAGUCAUAUCAGAGAAUGGAGGAUUCUCAGUAGGAAACUCGAUAACAUGGACUGAUUUCGUGUUUGCAGUUUCACUGGAGAAUUUUGAGCUCAUAUUUGGAAAAGAUUCUCUGGAGCCUUACCCUCAUCUAAGAAUCCUCAAAGAGAAGGUGUUCGCACUCCCCAGCAUCAAGGCUUGGAUAGACAAAAGACCACAAACUGAAUUCUAAAGAAAACAAGAUAUAUAAAUAAAUAUGUCUUGUUGCAAAGCCAAUUAUGUCUUCAUGUCCAAUCUUACUAUGUAUCAAGAUCAAUUGGUGUAACUUAAACCGAAGGUAUAUUGAGUAAUCUGUCAACAGAAAAUAUUAUCCAUUUUUUCUUUUCUUAUAACUUUCAUUUUCAUUGGAACACACAGAAAAGUGGAUUUUAGAGAUAGUCAUACAAUAGUAUAGAUUAGAUCACAUCCAUUGAAAUUAUCAACUUAAUUUCAGAAAUAAUAUGUGGAUAUACACUCUAUAUUAAACCAUUAUUUGAAACAUUUAUUUGACAUUUGAAAAUUAUUAAUGAAUUUCCUGCUAAUGAUGCAAGAAGAAAAAUUAACAAAAUUAGCAAUGAACAAACCAUAUCAUGUAUUUAUCAAGUGAAACUGCUAUUUGUAGAUAGAUUUUGUCAGCCCAUAAAUACUGGAAAAAUAGUGUCAGUGUCAAAACUUGUAGAAAAUCAGAGCUUUAACCUGAAAAGUUAUCUUCCCUACCGAUAUUUUGAUAAAGAAGUUUUUCAUUAAGUUGAGGAGUCUCCAAUCAAUAGAUUAUAUUGGAUCAGAAAAUCAAAUCAAAUGAGAAAAUUUGCUAUUUUCAUAGUCGCAACGUUUUGAGCUUAGAAAUCAUCCAAUAUUUUUGAAAUGAAGUUUAUGAGGAGCUAAUUUGUUAUUCUUUUGAAUGCUUGAGAUCAUAUAGUAACAUAAUAGAAUAAGUAAGUGUAUACCAACAUUGUCAAUAGCUAUAAAAAUAUAUAAUACAGUGAUUUAUAAAAAAUAUGACAGCUGCAAUGCUUUAUAUAGGAAUAGAUUGACCAAGUAUUGUAACAAUGAACAUAAUACUUCAUAACAAAGCUGUACCGUAUAAAAUAGUCUAUAAUGUUCCAUUUAUAGUUUGUUACCAAAACCAUGUUGUUGUUCUUGUUGUUGUUAUAUUGAUGUUGUUGCUAUAUAUCAUGAUGAAUUAAUUAUGUAUAUUCUACUUUAAGGAACAUUCACACCCUUGAUAUCUGCAUUUAUAGUAUGACGUAUUAGGCUUGUGUAUUACAAUAGAGUGAGGUCCAUGUUAUAAUGGUAGUAUAUUGUCUCAUCAACAUUGGUGUUGCCAUCCUUGUCUAUCAUUCGACAAAGCAGUAAGCGCUAUCCUUUUCUAGCUCCGAAACUUUGUCAGAUCGUUUUUCAAUGUAGAAUUAUAAUUAAUUAACUAAUUGAAUGAGAAAGACUAAGAAAUUGUCAAAAAAACACUGAUUUAUUGAUAAUUAGAAAGACCGGUUUCGGUUAUUACACCAUAUUAUUUCUUAGUCUUUUUCAUUCGAUAUGAAUAAUUACCACAAUAUCAACUUCUCAACUACACAAAAAGUGUAAUUAACUAAUAAUUAAUCACAAUCAUGAAAACUUAUUAUCAUAAAUUAUUGAAAAAUAUAUGUUUUUGAUGAAUAGAAUAGCCUAUAAUUGCUUAUUUCAAACAAAAAUGAACAGUUAAUAUUACAUAAGAUAUUAGCUACCCUCUAUGGAAAGCAGUGGCAAGGCAAAGAAUCGGCAACUCUGCUCUCCUAUCACUCUCCACUGCCAUUAUAACGUGGACCUCACUAUAUACGACACACCAGACUGGGACACCAGUAAGAUGCUCUCUCACUCCCAUUAGUUAUUAUGGCACUUAUUAGAAUAGUGUGAGACUCCAUUAGGACACCAAAAUCUGGUUUGUUGACUGGUGUCCCUAGUCUAAUAAGCGACAACUUAUGCCCCGUGACUCGAUUGGACAUCAAUAAUGGGGGAAUGGGAUGUCGUCUCACUUUUGUGUCCUAGUUUGACCUGACCUGGCGUCUUAGUUUGGUGUCCCAGUGUGACAUGAGUCUAUAUAGUAAAGUCAUUAAUGUAAAUCCCUUAUCUUACCUAGGUACUUCCCCUGAUAGAA
Messenger RNA from Nilaparvata lugens (brown planthopper), 2697 nucleotides. RefSeq names its product glutathione S-transferase. Gene Ontology annotation, biological process: glutathione metabolic process. Bases 223 to 756 code for a protein of 177 amino acids. The record is from RefSeq and is a predicted model, not a curated record. The transcript has 4 exons. Gene Ontology annotation, molecular function: glutathione transferase activity. NCBI's taxonomy places the organism in Eukaryota, Metazoa, Arthropoda, Insecta, Hemiptera, Delphacidae.